Molecule: messenger RNA, 2310 nt
Organism: Selaginella moellendorffii
Lineage: Eukaryota; Viridiplantae; Streptophyta; Lycopodiopsida; Selaginellales; Selaginellaceae
Product: probable L-type lectin-domain containing receptor kinase S.7
Exons: 1
Coding region: 1-2310 (769 amino acids)
Biological process (GO): protein phosphorylation
Molecular function (GO): protein kinase activity; ATP binding; carbohydrate binding
Source: RefSeq, a predicted model, not a curated record
AUGAUAUUCAUCCAUGCAUUUCAUUCGGCCACGUGGCAGUCGGCUAGUGUUUAUUUCCCGCCUAAGUCCUUUAGGGUUUAUGGCUUCUUCCUCGUCGAUGGCGGUAGUCGAUCGUCGCGCUCUUUGUCCAACGCGCUCGCGCGCGCAUUCGCAUUCCCGGAAAUAUCGAUAGCUGGACUAACAGUGAUUGUUUUGUUCUCUUUUUCUAGGGCGGAGAAUCGGGAAGAACAGCGAAUGGAGCUUAUUGACUUGCGCUAUCGUCCACAGGGAUGCGACAAGAUCGAUACGUCCACGGGCGCGUAUCGAUCGAUAUGUUUUUUGCCCCAGGUAUUGCCACAGGUUUUCUUUCCCAUGGCGCUCUUAGUCAUACUCUCGAUGAUCAUAGCGCUUUUACUGCCGCGGCAGGGCGAUUCCCGGAGCUUCUACUUGAGCCAGAUGAAUUUUCUCGACACGAUCGACACCAAAGGCCACGCAAAUCUUCUCCUCAGGUACAUAUCUCUCACUCAGAUCAUCGGCUCCGGGAAGAACAGCGUCGGGCGAGCGUUCUACAAUCGCCCCGUCUAUCUCUUGGAUCAGACCACCGGCAAGGCUCUCUCUUUCCAGACACACUUCGUCUUCCAGAUCCUCCACGGUGGAGCUCCCGCCGACGGCAUGACGUUCCUCAUCUCUCCACACAUGAGCUUCGAUCUCACAGCGUCGGGUGGCCAGUAUCUGGGCUUCAACGCCGAGGGAACCAACGGGAACGCGAGCAACCAUCUCUUCGGUGUGGAAUUCGACACCUUCUCCAACGAGUGGGAUCCUCCGAAUCCUCACGUCGGGGUGGACGUGAACGGGGUGAAUUCCACUGGCAAGACCAUCAUCCAGGACGAGCUCGAGCUGAGCCUCGUAAGAAACAUGACACUCAAGGCAAGGAUAGAGUUCGAUGGGAGCUUGGAACAAGUGAAAGUCUGGCUGGUGGAGAAUGGAUCGGACUGGCAAGAACCGGUUUUGAUCACCAACGUGAGCUUGAGCAGCGUUCUACUCCCAGAGAUGUGGGUGGGCUUCUCGGCUGCUACAGGUUUCUCAACCGAGCUCCACAACGUUUAUAGUUGGUCGUUUUCAGUGGAGGAUCCAGCUCCAGCUCCAACCAUGGUUUCACCCGAGCUCUCCAGAGGCGACAGAAACAAGGGGGUGAUUGUCAAGGCUUCGGUUCCGCUGUCAGUGUUCGCGGUGGCUGUUGCCGGAACGAUCGUGAUCUAUGGUUUCUACCUGGCGAAGAAAGCUACAUACCCGUGCGUUCCCCAGAUCACAAGCUUCACGUACAGGGAGCUUCACUCGGCAACGAAAGGAUUCAGCUCGAAGGAGCUUCUCGGCAAGGGAGGCUCGUGUGUGGUUUACAAGGGAUAUAUCUCCAGCAUCGGCUCUCAGGUGGCUGUCAAGGCUUUGUCCGAGGCGCCAAAGCACGCGGAGGCUCAGUUUCUAGCGGAGCUCUCGGUCAUCAGCACGGUCCGGCACCACAAUCUAGUUUCUCUCCGGGGCUGGUGCAAGGAGAAGAACAAGCUGCUGCUCGUCUACGAGUUCAUGGCCAACGGAAGCCUGGAUCACUUCAUCUUCUCCAAGCAGCCGAGAGUGCUACUGUCGUGGAGCCAGCGCUACGAGAUCAUGAAAGGUGUGGCCGAGGCGCUGGCCUACCUUCACGAGGGACUCGGCAAGAGGAUAGUUCACAGGGACGUGAAAGCAGCGAACGUUCUCCUGGACGAGAACUUCGUCGCAAAGCUGGGGGACUUCGGGCUGGCCAAGUCCAUGGAGCAUGCCAAAGGCGCGCAGACCAUGACGAAGGCCGGGACAGUGGGAUACAUCGCUCCGGAGCUGGCAUUCACAGGCAGAGCUACGGAGAAGUCGGAUGUUUACAGCUUUGGGAUCCUGGUUUUGGAGAUCGUAGCAGGGCGGCAAGCUCUGGACUACACUGUCCAGUCCACGGAAGCCAACAUCGCCGCCGACGAUUGCCCUGUGCUGAUCGACUGGGUGUGGAGGAAGCACGAGCAUGACAAGCUUGUGGAAGCCAUAGACUCGAGGCUGCAAGUGGAAGGCAAGGAAGAAGAGGUGCUCAAGACGAUCAGGAUGGGAUUGCUGUGCUGCUUGCCGGAUGCAAACCAUCGCCCAACAAUGAAGAGGUGCUGCCAGCUGCUGAAUGGAGACGCGGAGAUCCCAGCCAUGCCGGAUUCGAGGCCGCGAGCCGUGUCGAUCCGGCUAUUUGACGAUGAGUAUGAGUCGGGCACCGUGAGCUACAUGAUGGAUUGGCAGCGCAUCGUUUCGAGCAGCUCAAGCUAA